Molecule: messenger RNA, 1061 nt
Organism: Oryzias latipes (Japanese medaka)
Lineage: Eukaryota; Metazoa; Chordata; Actinopteri; Beloniformes; Adrianichthyidae
Product: zymogen granule membrane protein 16-like
Source: RefSeq, a predicted model, not a curated record
GUGCCCAAUGAAAAGAUGUUUCUUAUUCGUAGUAUAAAAACGAGGCAGAAGCAUAACGCUCAUCUAAAGAUCACGGAGAUCCUUGAAUGCAGAGUCAAAAUAAAAAGUUUUGUCAACAGAACCAGUCUGAGCAGGAUGAUCUUUUUUAUGGUUUUUGCUCUUUAUGCUGCUUUUGCUGCAGCAGAAGUUCAGCCUCAACAUUACUCGUACUCACCAUCCGUGGGCUCGGGUAGUGGCUCUGAAUACACGCUGACUGGAAACCAGAGGAUCACUGCUGUGAGAGUCUGGGAAAACUACAGCGGCAACGUCAGAAGCAUUCAGUUCAGAUAUGGCAACAACUGGUCUAACGUCGCCGGGUACCUGUACGGAACCCCCCUGGAGAUGGAGCUGUAUGAUGGGGAAGCCAUUGUGGAGAUUUCCGGGAAGUACGCUUACUAUCUGGAGUAUGUGGUUUUCACCACAAACCGGGGUCGCUUCAUACACGCUGGCCAGCCUUCAGGCUCCUCCUUCAACAUGUACCCCAGUUUUGAUGGGGCGGAGCUAGUCUACAUCAGCGGACGGCAGAACGGAGCCAUCACCUCGCUGGGAGCUCACUGGGCCGUGGUCAAGCACUAAACGCCCAGCCUUAAGGGUUUGAAAGGGUAGAAUUCGUGGUAAAUUCCUCUCUGAGGAGUGAUUCGCUUGAUCCUCUUCAAUAAUAAAGAAAUAAAACAUGCAGCUUCAAUGAGUCUGAGUUGUGAAUGUUAGACUUUCAUAACAAAAUAGAAAAAACCCAGCGGAUUGUGGGUAAAACCCAGCGCCUGUUGUACUAUGAUGAAGUCCAGGUUCAAUACCCAAAUAUUUGAUGAAAUAAAAACAUCUAUGUAAGCCAAUAAAACAAUGUUUUCUCUGAAUACAGCUUGUUGUUGGAAACUCCCUUCAUUGUUUUUUUUUGUUGUUGAUCUUUAUUCCGUUUUUAUCUGCUGUUAAGAAAACAGAUUUAAAAAUGAAUACAAUAUGUGUUCAAUUUUUCUAAACCUUCGAAAAAUAAAAAUAAAGACACAAAUCUCUGAAUUUCUCAA